UUGAGUUCUUAAAACGAAACGUCAAAAUCUCUCUUUUCCAGCUAGUUGCUUUCAUUUUUCGCGACGUGUUGCGGUUCACGGUGCCAGCGAAAUAUCCCCAAAAACUGCUGCAAAAUGCAAGGACCAGCCGUAUUUAUCGACGCCGAGAUCGAGGAUCAGGCUCAAGAGCUGCGAAAGUUCUUCAAAUCCCUUGGGGCAGAAAUAAGUGAGGAAAAGUCGUCGAAGGGAAUCGAAGAUGAUCUGCACAAGAUCAUUGGCGUUUGCGACGUGUGCUUCAAGGAUGGCACCCAGCACACCCUUGAGGAAAUCGAUGCCGUUCUCAACAGUGUCGUUUCCAUCAUCGUAUCGAUUCCAUUGGAGCGUGGGGAGAAUCUGAUCUUGGCCUUCUGCGAGAAAAUGACCAAAGCUCCAGAUACCAACUUGGCUCGGGUUUGUUUACAAUCUCUUUGGCGGCUGUUCAGCAACUUGGAAGCCACUUCCCCACUACGAUACCACGUCUACUAUCAUCUGGUUCAGGUGGCCAAAAGGGCCGAGCAGGUCAAAGAAGUCUUUUCUGGCGUGGAUCAACUGAAGGCUCAGUUCACCCAGUGCCCUCCCUCAAACGAGCAAAUGCAAAAGUUGUACCGACUGUUGCAUGACGUUCUGAAAGACACCAACAGUGAGCUGGCGUCGAAGGUGAUGAUCGAACUGCUGGGAACCUACACGGCAGAAAAUGCUUCCUAUGCCCGCGAAGAUGCCAUGAAGUGUAUCGUGACGGCCCUGGCCGAUCCGAAUACUUUCCUGCUGGAUCCACUGUUGUCGCUGAAGCCUGUGCGGUUCCUGGAGGGGGAAUUGAUUCACGAUUUGCUCUCAGUGUUUGUGUCGGAGAAAUUGCCAAGCUAUUUGCAGUUCUACAAAAACCACAAAGAAUUCGUAAAUUCUCAGGGACUGAACCACGAACAGAACAUUAAAAAGAUGCGUCUCCUGUCGUUCAUGCAGCUGGCGGAGAGCAAUCCCGAGAUGACUUUCCAGCAGCUGCAGGAUGAGCUGCAGAUCGGCGAAAACGAAGUCGAACCGUUCAUCAUCGAGGUGCUGAAAACGAAGCUGGUUCGGGCCCGGAUGGACCAGAAGACUCGCACGGUGCACAUCUCCAGCACCAUGCACCGGACGUUCGGUCGGCCUCAGUGGCAACAGUUGCGUGAUUUGCUGCACGCGUGGAAAACCAACCUGACGUUGGUUCAGGAAAACAUGAAAUCCGUCUCUGAUGCGCAAAUCGAACUCGCGCACAAGCAGUAAGAAAGUGGUUCAAAUUGCGAUUGUUUAGAAUACAGAAAAUUAACAAGUGAAUUAGACUAUCUACGUUUAAAUCGAACUAAUCGAAGGAAGCAUCAGUGUAUCCAUUGUUGUGAGAAGUAAGUGAUUCCUCCCGGCCAGCCAACCUCGGCCAUCGUCAUCUCGUUGUUCGUGGUGGUGGUGACGACAAGUUUAAAGUGUAAUUUAUCUCUGAAGGGUUUGCGCGAGGGCGGGAGCUUAUUGUGUGCACCAGGGUAAGAAAAAAAAACCUACCAGAAAAACAAAAGACUACUAGCAAAAGGGAGCAGGACUCCGACGAAUCUAGCAGGGCCUUUGGGCCUUGAUCUAGAGAUCGGACGGUAUCCUGUGGCCCCCCAAGGUUUGUGGGAGUUGUUUCGUUCAAUACCUUAAUCAGCAUCGUUUAGAGUAGUUCGAGGGAGUUAGCGAUAGGCUUGUAUCGGUUACAGUUUUCAUAAGUAAUAUAUACAAUUUUAAAGUAUGAACGAAACGAAA
Armigeres subalbatus is the source of this 1785-nucleotide messenger RNA. It is a transcript of the gene eIF3m, whose product is annotated as eukaryotic translation initiation factor 3 subunit M. The coding region runs from base 115 to 1275 and encodes 386 amino acids. Gene Ontology annotation, molecular function: translation initiation factor activity. The transcript is spliced from 4 exons. Gene Ontology annotation, cellular component: cytoplasm; eukaryotic translation initiation factor 3 complex. Lineage: Eukaryota; Metazoa; Arthropoda; Insecta; Diptera; Culicidae. Gene Ontology annotation, biological process: cytoplasmic translational initiation. The record is from RefSeq and is a predicted model, not a curated record.